Drosophila pseudoobscura is the source of this 1587-nucleotide messenger RNA. Its product is annotated as lethal (2) k09913. NCBI's taxonomy places the organism in Eukaryota, Metazoa, Arthropoda, Insecta, Diptera, Drosophilidae. The transcript is spliced from 5 exons. The coding region runs from base 94 to 1269 and encodes 391 amino acids. The record is from RefSeq and is a predicted model, not a curated record. Gene Ontology annotation, molecular function: serine hydrolase activity.
CACGGAGAGCUCGUCUGCAGGCUUUCUGUCCAACCGCUUCUUGUGCAAGUCGUUCACACCGAUCUGAUCUGAUCCCCCUCUCACUCCACGGCCAUGGCUGCGCACUUCCUUCGCACUGCAUUUUACGCAACUGCAGCAAAAAAAUCGAUAAGUCUACCGUUCGUUGCCGGCCGGACAGCCGCAACUUUAGCUGUGGGCCUUUCCUUUGGUGCACAAAAUAGCCGGAGCGCUGGCGCUGUUCCGUACGAGAAUGUCUACGCGGACAAUUUCUUCAGUGGGUGCGGGGGCACCAUAUCCACCGGUCUGCUGCGACCGAUGGCCGAGUACCGGGAGAUCCAACGGCCGCUAUCUCGCAAUUUCUCGAGCUUGAGCACCGGCGGGCCGCAGGUGGCACAUAGCGCCAUGGCACCGUUGACGAAUCGCCGGUAUAUAUCUUCCCAAGAUAUUACCAAAAACAUGACUCUCUAUACUAGCAACAAAACGAAGAUCGAAGUGGAUCCCAAGACGCUUGCGUUUAAGAACCCGACUGGCAAUCCCCUGGUUCUGAUGAUGGCCUGGCUGAUGGCCAAGCAGAAACAUCUGAAGAAAUAUGCCCAGAUCUACACAGAAAUGGGCUUCGAUGUGAUGGUGGUGCACAUUACGCCCUGGCAGCUGUUGUGGCCCGUUAAGGGAACUCAGGUGGUGGCCGCCGAGACUCUCAAGUUUCUCGAGAACAACGCAUCGUAUGAACCGAUCGUCAUGCAUGGCUUCUCCGUUGGAGCAUACCAGUUGGGCGAGAUUAUGCUGCAGAUGUCGCGCGAUAUGGAUCGCUAUGGCAGUAUCCUGGAGCGCUUCGUUUGCCAGAUUUGGGACAGUGCUGCCGACAUUACAGAGAUUCCAGUAGGCGUGCCCAAGUCCAUCUUCCCCAAGAACGAACGCAUGCAGAGCGCCCUGAGGAACUACACCCUUUACCAUAUGAAGACAUUCCACAACCAGGCCACGAUUCAUUAUAUGCGCUCCAGCCAAAUGUUCCACUCCACCCUGCUCAAGGCCCCGGCGCUGUUCUUCGUCUCUGACAACGAUCCGAUUGGCCCACCUUCAUCGAAUCAAGCUGUCCGCGAGAACUGGGAGAGGGCCAACGUAAAGGUCACAUUCAAGUGCUGGGAACGUUCCCAGCAUGCGGCCCACUACAUGAAGCAUCGGGAUGAGUAUCUGCAGACCUUGUUCCAUCAUCUGGAGACCUGUGGCGUACUCGAGGCCAUUGGCGUCCCCAAGCGCGCCAAGUUGUAAGCCCCUUAAGGCUGACGAAUCGGUGAUAUACAUUUAAACAGAUAUUCAACAAUCAAUGCGAUUAUGAUUUUACUUUAGUUUUUAAGAUCUAACGUUUAACAAAAACAAUUGUCCUACAUCCGAUUAUCUAUGUGCGUUUCCCAAGGUAUAAUCUUGAAACAUAUAUUUGGCUACGAUCCCCCCGCAAUGGUAUCCACACCGGAAUGCAAGCGGAAUACGUAAAUACGUGCGAUAAAAGUCGUAACAGAAAGUUAUAUUAUCUAUAUUAUCUUUUGAGAUCGCCGCAGAACGGCUUAAUAAAGUAAAUUAACAGAUAAA